AUGAACGGCGAAUGCAAGUUGGAUUAUCGCGAAGCGGACAUCACCCAUGCCGAGCGGAUGAAAGAAGAAGCGAACGUCCAUUUCUCCGCCAAACGCUAUGCAGACGCCAUCGAUUACUAUUCCAAAGCGAUUGCGAUGUGCGAAAGCUCGUCGACGAAACCUCACAAUUUCGCCGCGUACUAUGCGAACCGCAGUUUCGCUCAUUCCAAAACCGAAGCAUACGGUUACGCCUUGGCCGACGCCACCAAAGCCAUACAGCUCGAUCCCAAGUACCUGAAGGGAUACUAUCGCCGGGCCACGGCGUACAUGUCGCUCGGCAAGUUCAAGGAAGCCCUCAAAGACUACGAGGUGGUCGUGAAGGCGUUGCCCAGCGACAAGGACGCCAAAGGCAAGUACACCGAAUGCAACAAACUGGUCAAGCGGUUGGCCUUUGAGAAAGCCAUAUCCGUGGAAGACACCAAGAGCGUUUCCGAACAAAUAGACAUCGAAUCGAUGAACAUCGAAAACGAUUACAGCGGACCGUGCUUAAACGACGGUAAAGUCACGCUCGAGUUCAUGAAAGAACUCAUCAAGACUUACCGGGAACAGGGUAAGUUGCAUAAAAGACACGCUUACAAGAUACUGUUGGAUGUUAAAAAAUAUUUAGAAAAACAACCAACUCUUGUUCACAUAAAUAUUAAGUCUGAUGAGAAAUUUACUGUAUGUGGCGACAUCCAUGGCCAGUACUACGAUCUGUUGAACAUAUUCGAAUUGAACGGUUUACCGUCAGAUACAAAUCCUUAUUUGUUCAAUGGAGAUUUUGUCGACCGAGGAUCGUUUUCGGUUGAAUGUAUUUUUACUCUGUUUGGAUUCAAACUACUCUUUCCUGAUAAAUUCUUUAUGUCUCGCGGUAACCAUGAAAGCGUUACCAUGAAUAGAAUGUAUGGAUUUGAAGGCGAGGUAAAGUCUAAAUAUUCAGUUGAAAUGGCUAACCUUUUCACAGAGGUUUACAACUGGCUUCCACUUGCCCACUGCAUCAACAGACGUGUCCUAGUUAUGCACGGCGGUUUGUUUUCCAAAGAUAAUGUUACACUAAAGGAUAUUGAAAAUAUUUACCGAAAUAGGCAACCACCAGAAGAAGGACUAAUGUGCGACAUGUUGUGGUCAGAUCCUCAAGAUGCUCCAGGACGUUCUCCGAGUAAACGUGGUGUUGGAGUACAAUUUGGACCUGAUGUUACCAAAACAUUUGUUGAACUCAACAACUUAGAUUAUAUUAUCCGUAGCCACGAGGUCAAAGCUAACGGCUAUGAAGAAGCACAUGAUUCGAAGUGUAUUACUGUGUUUUCUGCUCCAAAUUAUUGUGACACAAUGGGUAACAAAGGAGCAUUUAUCACACUCGAGGGACACUGCCUUAAGCCAAAGUUUACAACAUAUACUGCUGUACCUCAUCCACCUGUGAAACCUUUAAUGUAUGCAAACUCUUUAGUAAACUUAUUCUGUUAG
Messenger RNA from Macrosiphum euphorbiae (potato aphid), 1482 nucleotides. NCBI's taxonomy places the organism in Eukaryota, Metazoa, Arthropoda, Insecta, Hemiptera, Aphididae. The record is from the annotation of a GenBank genome assembly.